Messenger RNA from Rhizoctonia solani, 756 nucleotides. RefSeq names its product pectate lyase. NCBI's taxonomy places the organism in Eukaryota, Fungi, Basidiomycota, Agaricomycetes, Cantharellales, Ceratobasidiaceae. Gene Ontology annotation, biological process: pectin catabolic process. The record is from RefSeq and is a predicted model, not a curated record. Gene Ontology annotation, cellular component: extracellular region. Bases 1 to 756 code for a protein of 251 amino acids. The transcript has 5 exons. Gene Ontology annotation, molecular function: pectate lyase activity.
AUGGUCCAAAUCUCGUUCACUACUCUCACUGUCAUUGCCGGCGUGCUUGCUCAAACUGCACUUGCUGCUCCUUCUGAGAAGCGUGCAGCUAGCUGCUCGUUCCCUAACCCGUCCGCCUCGACGAACGUCAAACUUUCCGCAGCUCGCACCAUCAAGGCCGGCGAGUCCUUUGAUGGCAAGAACCUCCGCUACGGUCGCGGCGUCAAGUGCGGUGGUCAGAAGGAAGGUGGAACCAAGGACGCCGUCUUCAUUCUCGAGUCCGGAGCCACUCUCUUGAACGCCGUAAUCGGUGCCGACCAGAACGAGGGCGUCCACUGCCAAGGACCCUGCACCAUCCGCAACGUCUGGUUCGAGGACGUCUGCGAGGAUGCAAUCACUAUUAGGCAGAGCUCCGGUACGACCACUAUCACCGGUGGUGGCGCAAAGAGCGCAUCUGACAAGGUCGUCCAGCACAACGGCGGAGGUCUCGUCAAGAUCGACUCGUACUGCGUCCAGGACUUUGGCAAGCUCUAUCGCUCGUGCGGCAACUGCGGCACCCAGGUCAAGCGUCAAGUGCAGAUCAGCAACGUCAUCGCUCGCAACGGUAAGCUGCUCGCCGGCGUGAACUCGAACUACGGAGAUGUGGCGACGAUAGACACGAAGACAAACUCGUACACCAGCCUCACGUCCGUGUGCGACACUUUCCAGGGCAACAACAGCGGCGCCGAGCCCUCGACGCUGACAAAGAACAAGUCUAACGCCAACUGCAAGUUCUAA